AUGUUGACUGAUAAACAGUUGCUUGGAUAUGGCGCAUCGAUAGCCAUCUACAAUGUCUUCUUCCAUCCUCUUCGUCAAUUUCCUGGCCCCAAGCUUUGGGCAAUCAGUCCGUUACCUGCAGCCUUGAAUAUUGCCAGGGGAAGGCCACACAAGAAAAUACUUGACUUACACAAGCAGUAUGGCGAUAUUGUCCGUGUCGGCCCAAAUGAGCUGGCAUGUACACAUGAUGAUGCAUGGAAGGAGAUUUGUGGGCAUUUGAAACAUGGCCAGCCUGAGAAUGGAAAGGAUCCCAAAUGGACCAAUGAAGACGUGGAUCAGAGUCUCAUCUCGGCGAGACGCGAAAGACAUGGACCAUUGCGACGCAUUUUGGCGCAUGCCUUCUCGGCACGAGCCAUGGCCGAGCAGCAGCCAUUCAUCAACGAGUACAUUGACCUGUUCAUGCAGAGGCUGCGUGAGAAUGGCGACAACGGCACUAAGCCAUUGAACUUGACUAAGUGGUACGAGUGGGCAACCUUUGACAUUAUCGGGGACCUGGCUUUUGGGGAGUCCUUUGGCUGCCUUCGUGACUCCAAGUCACAUCCGUGGGUCAACAUCCUUUUCAGUUCCAUGAAAAGUAUCCCUUUGAUGCAGGUCAUGCGCGAAAUGCCUUUCUCUUCGGUCUUCUUUCCCUUCUUUCUAUUUUGCUUUGGUGGGGAGGUGAUGAGAAACCGGCAAACUAGCAUUGACUUUAGUCGAGAGACGCUGAAAAAGCGAAUCGGUCUGGGAAUGAUACGACCUGACUUUGUGGAUGCUAUGCUGAACAACGGGCAAAUGUCAGAGCGUGAAAUGAUUGACACGAGUGUGCUUCUUACCACAGCGGGAUCGGAAACAACUGCUACGACGCUUGUGGCGACAACAUACUUUCUCUGCUCUCACCCGGAUGUUUUGGCCAAGUUGACCGCCGAAGUGCGUUCAACCUUCAAGAGCGAGGCUGAGAUCGAUAUCCACAGCGUCCAGAACUUGCCGUACAUGCUUGCUGUUCUCAAGGAGUCAAUGCGGGUCUAUCCGCCGGUAGCGAUAGCAUUGACCCGUCAGACACCAGUUUGCGGAACACAGAUUAAUGGCCAAUAUGUGGCCGGAGGGGCUAGUGUGGGCAUCUGGCAAUAUUCCGUCUACCACAACCCUUCCAAGUUUCUCUACCCGGACUCGUUUAUUCCCGACCGUUGGCUUGGUGACAAGCAAUUUGCCAAUGAUCACAAGGACCUGCACCAGCCCUUCUCCUAUGGACCGCGGAACUGUAUCGGCAUGAAUCUUGCAUACACUGAGAUGCGUUUGAUACUUGCUCGAAUUAUCUGGAAUUUCGAUUUGAAGAUGGCACCAGAAUCUGAGGGCUGGAUUGAUGAUCAAAAGAUAUUGUUCUUUUGGGAUAAACCUCCGCUGAAUGUACAUUUGAUCCCGCGGAUCAGAAAUUGA
This is a messenger RNA of Clonostachys solani, 1452 nucleotides long. Lineage: Eukaryota; Fungi; Ascomycota; Sordariomycetes; Hypocreales; Bionectriaceae. The record is from the annotation of a GenBank genome assembly.